Molecule: messenger RNA, 279 nt
Organism: Paramecium tetraurelia
Lineage: Eukaryota; Ciliophora; Oligohymenophorea; Peniculida; Parameciidae
Exons: 1
Source: RefSeq, a predicted model, not a curated record
AUGACUGAACAACUUAAAAAUCAAACUUAAAUCACAUUGAUGACUGAAAGAUAUAAUGAAUAAUACGAAAAUAACAAAGAAACAGAAAUAAAAAUGCAAAAAGGAAUAAAAAAAGAUUUGACCGAUUGUGUCACAAAAGUAGUUGGAGAAGUGGCAAUGAAAGUUUGCUUUGCUUUAACAGUUGCUUUCUGUAUCGGGUGUUGAGAACUCAUCUAUAAAACUUUCUUUUCUUGACUUUUAUAUUUUUGUGUAUAGCAUUUUAAACCUUAACAAAAACAA